AUGGCGUUUAGGACGUCGUUCUGGUGGCCGGACGUGAGAGUGUCCCUCGACGAGGAUGGUGAAGUCGAGGGCACGGAGAGGGGGAGAGAGGAGUUGACGAAGAAGGGGACGAAGCGGAAGAGAGCCCCUCCCACAAAGGGGCCAUGCGAGCACGGGGUGAAGUAUCGGUCGCAAUGCAAGGUGUGCAGCGCUUGUCCGCACGGGAAGUGGCGCUAUACAUGCAAGGAGUGCGAUGGUGCGUCAAUCUGCGAGCACGGUCGUAUGCGCUCUACGUGCAAAGAGUGCGGUGGGUCGCAAAUCUGCGAGCACGGUCGAAUACGCUCUCAGUGCAAGGAGUGCGGCGGGGCUUCAAUCUGCGAGCACGGUCGUCAGCGCUCUAGCUGCAAGGAGUGCGGUGGGGCCUCAAUCUGCGAGCACGGUCGUGAGCGCCGCAGGUGCAAAGAGUGCGGUGGGUCUGAAAUCUGCGAGCACAGUCGUCGGCGCACUGAGUGCAAGGAGUGCGGUGGGUCUGGAAUCUGCGAGCACGGUCGUGUACGCUCUCAGUGCAGGGAGUGCGGCGGGUCUGCAAUCUGCGAGCACGGUCGUGUACGCUCUAGGUGCAAGGAGUGCGGUGGGUCUGCAAUCUGCGAGCACGGUCGUGUACGCUCUAGGUGCAAGGAGUGCGGUGGGGGUGCAAUCUGCGAGCACGGUCGUGUACGCUCUCGGUGCAAGGAGUGCGGUGGGGGUGCAAUCUGCGAGCACGGUCGAAUACGCUCUGAGUGCAAGGAGUGCGGCGGGGGAUCAAUCUGCGAGCACGGCCGUCGGCGCUCUCGGUGCAAGGAGUGCGGUGGGUCUCAAAUCUGCGAGCACGGUCGUCGGCGCAAUCAGUGCAAGGAGUGCGGUGGGUCUCAAAUCUGCGAGCACGGUCGUCGGCGCACUAGGUGCAAGGAGUGCGGUGGGUCUGAGAUCUGCGAGCACAGUCGUCAGCGCUAUCAGUGCAAGGACUGUCUCUCGUGA
Micromonas commoda is the source of this 996-nucleotide messenger RNA. RefSeq lists its product with no specific name. Lineage: Eukaryota; Viridiplantae; Chlorophyta; Mamiellophyceae; Mamiellales; Mamiellaceae. The coding region runs from base 1 to 996 and encodes 331 amino acids. The transcript has a single exon. The record is from RefSeq and is a predicted model, not a curated record.